This is a messenger RNA of Vespa mandarinia (Asian giant hornet), 2704 nucleotides long. Its product is annotated as endochitinase-like. NCBI's taxonomy places the organism in Eukaryota, Metazoa, Arthropoda, Insecta, Hymenoptera, Vespidae. Gene Ontology annotation, cellular component: extracellular region. Gene Ontology annotation, biological process: chitin catabolic process; carbohydrate metabolic process. Gene Ontology annotation, molecular function: chitin binding; chitinase activity. The record is from RefSeq and is a predicted model, not a curated record.
AUAAUUCGAGAUGCAGUCUCGAGAGAGCAGACAUAUUAAUGUCAUCGUUUUUUCAACGAAAUUUAUCGUUGGAAAAGGAACAGGAAAAAAUCUCAAGUACCUUCGUCACAUUGUCAGUGAUUUACUCGGUUACGUUCUUCGCGAGUAUGCUUUUUAAAUGCGUUUCAAAGUCCUUUCUUGUCGAUUACCUGCGCGUCGAUUUGGCUUGGACUCGUCUUCGUUCGUAAGAGGUAUAAAAAAAGAUAAAGAAAAAAAAAGAGAACGAGAGAGAUAAUACGGGCAAGUCUACAAAGACGAUGAUGAUUCACAAUGAUAAUUCUCGGUGAUACACCGCGAACAAUUUACCGAUAUUCAUUUCUUUCAUACAAAGCAAUGAUUUUACUAUUCGAAUUGAUUGGGGGAGAAAAGAAAAAAGCAAUCGGAAUUAUCGUUCGAUGCCGUUCGAAACUCGUAUUGAGUUAUGAGAUUCCUUGUUAGUUUCCUUUCGCAUUCCUCCUCGUGAUUAGACGUUACGGUAAAUUCUAGGAUUCUCAGUCUAAGAGAACUCAUCGAUCGUCACCAAUCUUCACAUAUGUAUAUAUGUAUAUGUAUGUACCCUACCGGGUAAACCGGUCGGUCAUUUUAGAUCGUUCCCGCCGCUUGCUGUGGCAGUCAGAUAGAUAACUUGCCCCCACUGGAUUUUUUUUGUCUUCCAAAUUAAACCGACCAAUCGCACGUAGUCGAGGAAGAUUCACCAUUCGCGAGAUCCAGAGAGGCGCGUCGAUCAUCGUUCGAGAAGGACGUUUACCGUUCCUGUCAUCGGCUUAAAGCAGAUUUGAAUCGAUUGUCGAGAUUGAGUGCUCAUAAGUGUUUCGUUGCUUUAUUUAAAUACAUUUUAAUCUAGAUUUUCGACAAUGCGUAAGAUUAAAACAUGAUGUGCUCGCUCAUAAUUCGUUCUUCGAAAUUUCCAUAAACUCUUAAUCUAUUAUAUUUUCACAGAUAGAUAAGAAGCAAGUGGAACAUUAACGAAACCACACUACGUCUUUGAGAAUGACGCCCUCGACGAUGAAACUCUUAUUUUCCCUUUCCGUUUUUACAGUCUGCUUGGUCUACGCAUCUGCGGAUACGAACGCCAGAGUUGUUUGUUACUUCAGCAACUGGGCGAUAUAUCGACCUGGCGUUGGAAGUUACGGCAUCGACGACAUCCCAGGGGAAUUAUGCACACACGUGAUCUACUCCUUCAUUGGUGUGAGCAAUGUUACCUGGGAGGUACUUGUCUUGGACGAGAAGCUCGACGUUCAGAAGGGUGGCUUCAGAAAUUUCACCCAACUCAGACAGAAAUAUCCUCAUUUGAAAACUGAAGUCGCGCUCGGCGGUUGGGGUGAAGGUGGCAAGAAAUAUAGCAACCUCGUUACGGUGAAACAACGCAGAGAUACCUUCAUAAAGAGCGUCGUUGAUUUCAUGUACAAAUACGAGUUCGACGGUUUCGAUCUCGACUGGGAAUACCCUAGUGCUACGGACAGGGGUGGCAAAUUCUCCGAUAAGGACAAUUUCUUCUACUUCGUUGAGGAACUUAAACGUGCUUUCGAUAAAGAAGGAAAAGGAUGGGAGAUCACAAUGGCCGUACCUAUGGCCAAGUUCCGUCUCGACGAAGGUUAUCACGUUCCAGAAUUUUGCAAGUACCUCGACGCGAUACACGUUAUGUCUUACGAUCUUCGUGGAAACUGGGCUGGAUUUGCUGAUGUCCAUAGUCCCCUUUACAAGAGACCGCACGACAGUUAUGCCUAUGAAAAACUCAAUGUGCACGACGGUCUUUUGCUUUGGGAGGACAAAGGAUGCCCAGCGAACAAAUUGGUCGUAGGUGUGCCUUUGUACGGUCGUACAUUCACACUUUCGCGUGGCAACACGAAUUACAAUCCAGGAACCUACAUAAACAAAGAAGCAGGUGGUGGUGAUCCUGGACCGUACACACAGGCUAGAGGAUUCUUAGCAUAUUACGAGAUUUGCACAGAAGUAAAUAAUCCUAAAUCAGGAUGGACAAAGAAAUACGACUCCAUUGGAAAGGUACCUUACGCUUACAAGGAAACACAGUGGGUUGGUUAUGAGGAUGCCGACAGUGUUAAGAUAAAGAUGGACUUUAUUAGGGAAAAAAGCUAUGCCGGUGCUAUGGUUUGGGCAAUAGAUAUGGAUGAUUUCACCGGUCUCUGCGGAGAAAAGAAUCCUCUCAUGAAAGUAAUUCACGAUGGUAUGAAGGGAUAUAAGGUCCCUAAGAAAGAACAUCACUCUACGCCUACCCCUGAUUGGGCAAGACCACCAAGCACGACGAGUUCCACGGUAGGAUACAGCACGAGGGACACUGAAGAAACAACUCGCCCAACUGUGCCAAUAAAUCCAGGCUCCUCUUCUAAACCACCGGUCGAUGAUAAUGAAAAUGUUGUUUGCAAAAGCGAAGAAUACAUUCCUUCGAAAAAUUGUGCUAUGUACUAUCGAUGCGUCUUCGGAAUUCCGCAAAGGCUUCAAUGUCAACAUGGUUUAGUCUUCCACACUAGCAUGCAUGUUUGCGUCUGGUCUCAAAAUGCCGACCGCGAAGAGUGCAGAACUCAAUAAAUGAAUCAAUGAUAUUUUAGUAUAGAAUAUAAGAAGAAAUUACACUCUUUUGUAUAAAUGGGCUGGGAGAAGGGAGGAAAAAAGAAAUACCUAUCGAAUAAUAAAAUUUUUACGCGUA